CGUGGCGAUCACAUUCCUUUAUAAGAAAGAUUGGGACAGUGAUGCGUCCACUUACAUUUAUCUUUUGAUUUUACAUCAUCUUAUCAAGGCCCGACAUGGCAGCUUUGUUUCUCUUCAUCGUCCUCAUCGCGGCAGUACAAGGUCACAAAAACUACACAGUAACAGAGGAGGCCUGGUUUGACGUUGAAAUCAAAGACUUCGAUGGCAUCGGCGAGGACUACAGGGGAAGGUUCGUCGUAGCAUUGUUUGGAGACAAGUGCCCGAUGACAACAAUGAACUUCCAAUCAUUAGCUAAAGGAUACAAAAGGGGCUCAAAAACAUUAACAUACAAGCGAUCGCUGAUCCACAGAAUCGUUCCCGACUUCAUAAUUCAGAUGGGAGACAUCACAGUCGGCGACGGAACUGGAGGCGAGAGUAUCUAUGGACCAACCUUCGUUGACGAGAACUUUGAGCUCAGUCACAAAGCUGCUGGGUAUGUUUCUAUGGCUAACCAUGGUCAAGACACCAACGGAUCCCAGUUCUUCAUUUUACUGAACAAAGCUAGAUGGCUGGAUGGCAAGCACGUCGUAUUUGGAAAAGUUAUCAAAGGAAUGGACGUCAUCCGAACCAUUGGAGAAACCCCCACAGACAGUAGAACAGCGGUCCCCAAGAAAACGGUCAAAAUCAUCGACUGUGGAAUCGUGGGAAUCGAAAAGAAAUACGAACUGACGGAGGCACAGGCUGAAUCUAACGAUGACUUGUAAAUCAUAAGUUUACAACAUUACGCACAUUCAAAGUCAUACCAUCAAAAAUAAACAUUGCCAUCAUCAUGUGAUCUCAUGGACUAAAAGUUUUACAUGAUAUACCCUCAGUUUCUGUCAGUAUUUGAGUUUGUAUUUUUUGUUGUAAUGAGUUGUACGUGUAUUUCUUCAUUUUACAUUGUUUGCAUACAAGUUUCUCCCUAGUUGUGUAGAUAGGUUAAUAUUUAAUCCUAUUGGUGAGAAUCAGCGCUGCCUAUGAGGCCUUAACAGAGAUGAUGUAUGUAACGGAGGGUCCACCUGCGGUACGGUACUUACUUUACCAAAGCUGGGCUGUAAAAAUCUGUAAUAAAUAUAUACAUAUGACGGUCGAUAGAUCUGUAAUAAAAGUGUCUGAACGAA
Messenger RNA from Saccostrea cuccullata (small rock oyster), 1139 nucleotides. RefSeq lists its product as uncharacterized. Gene Ontology annotation, biological process: protein peptidyl-prolyl isomerization. Lineage: Eukaryota; Metazoa; Mollusca; Bivalvia; Ostreida; Ostreidae. Gene Ontology annotation, molecular function: peptidyl-prolyl cis-trans isomerase activity. The transcript has 5 exons. The record is from RefSeq and is a predicted model, not a curated record. Bases 96 to 743 code for a protein of 215 amino acids.